UUUCAGAUAGGAUUAUGAUGAUCCAAUUAUUAAAACGUUUUCCAAUGUAGCUCAGAAUAACGUUCUGAUCAUCUUGACAGAUGGGAGAAACGAGAAAGCAUGUGAGCCGUGGAGAAAGGCUUCUUAAGCGGAUUGGAAUUUGUUCUCAGCCUUCCGUCACAAAAUCAGAUCAUAACAAAGAGAACGGCGACGUUAAUUCGAAAUCGCUGGCUAAGUCAGAGCCACUCACUGAAUCAGAACCGUCCAGCUCCGAUCAGUCACGUAUAUCUGCAUGUAUUUCUGCACGGAGGUCUUCAGCACGACUCAAAGAGUAUAUACUCGCAUCAGAGAACAAGGUCGUUAAGUCAGAACCACCUGCUAAGUCAGAACCACCUGCUAAGUCAGAACCAUCUGCUAAAUCAAAACCAUCAAGCUCUGAUCAAUCAGAUAAAACCGCACAAAAAUCUUUACGUCGUAGACAAAAACUACUUGCUUCACUUGGAGCAGGGCCUAACUCUAACUCUACCAACUGUAAAGCAAUUAGCACCUGCAAUGCUACUUCAGAUAGAUUAGAUAAGAGGACAGUUGACUCAAAUAAGUCUGUCAAAACAAAUGAAUCAAAAUUAAAGGUGGUUCACCCAAAGAAAGUUCGGAGACCUAAAUCAAAUAAAUCUGUCAAACCGAAACAGUUAAAACCCAAGCCUGAACCAUACACUAAACCCAAAGCAUCCAGACCACGAAAUCAGAUAAAAGCUAAGAACCCCCAGCUGUGUGAAAAGAGUGUAUUAAAGUUGACACCUUUAAAAUCUUUAAAGGCUGCCUCGUCACUAGGGUUCAUUGUUGAGAUGAGUCCCAUGAGUUUUGGAACUCCUGCUGCAAAAAAGAAACGCCUAAGAAAAAGGGACCCGAUGGAACUGAGUCCAACAUGCCGAAGUAAGAUCUAUACGUCUGCAUGGUCGAGGAAAAAUACGGUUGAACCUGCCCCCAUGCCUUCAACUUCAGCCGAUGCUUUUGCUGAUAAAGAAGAUAAACUAGAAAUUAAGAACCUGAAAGAUAUUCUGCUCCAUAAUAAUGAUCAAUCUACCUCCGAGGAAGAGGACGAAUAUUUUGGGCUAUGAAUUUUUAAAAUGUUUUACAGCUUUUUUCAUGUAUUUGCUUACUUUGUUGAUUUUAGAUAUUUAUGAGAAGCCUUUACGUACA
This is a messenger RNA of Bolinopsis microptera, 1179 nucleotides long. RefSeq lists its product as uncharacterized. NCBI's taxonomy places the organism in Eukaryota, Metazoa, Ctenophora, Tentaculata, Lobata, Bolinopsidae. Bases 81 to 1097 code for a protein of 338 amino acids. The transcript has 3 exons. The record is from RefSeq and is a predicted model, not a curated record.